Molecule: messenger RNA, 2762 nt
Organism: Planococcus citri (citrus mealybug)
Lineage: Eukaryota; Metazoa; Arthropoda; Insecta; Hemiptera; Pseudococcidae
Gene: sip1
Product: septin interacting protein 1
Exons: 13
Coding region: 176-2602 (808 amino acids)
Biological process (GO): spliceosomal complex disassembly
Cellular component (GO): U2-type post-mRNA release spliceosomal complex
Molecular function (GO): nucleic acid binding
Source: RefSeq, a predicted model, not a curated record
UUUAUCAAUAAUUCACAAUUUGCAGUGAUAAGCAAGUUUUUCAAAUUUUUCUUUCUGCGAAAAGCUGUGAAAAAUUUUACUCCAUUUAUAUUAUGUAGAUUAUAAAUAUCUGAAUCAAACACACAAAGCUUCAAGUUGAAUUUCAUUCGUGUACUUUCCUAUUAAAAAUUUUAAGAUGGCAGAUGAAGAAUUCAUCAAGUUUGAAAUCACCGACGAUGAUUUGAAUUACGAAUUCGCUCAACACAGAACGCGUAGAUUAACCAAAAAUGAACAAACUUACGGAAUAUGGGCUGAUAAAGAUUCAGACGCCAGUGAUGAAGAGCCUCGAGAUCGUAAACAUUUUAAGGGCAAAAAGAACUACCAAGCUCCUGUUAAUUUUAUCGCUGGCGGUAUUCAUCAACCAGGUGCUAAACCUACUGCUUCUAGUGAUGAUGGAGCUAAAAAAGAUGAUGAAGAUGAACCCGAAAUUGUUUCCGAUUCCAGCGAAGAAGAAUUGGUCCGUCCAUCUUUUGGUAGGAAAAAUCGUCCUAGUUUUCCUGAUUUCAAUGAAUUCAAUCCAAGUGAAAUGGCCGGUUUCCGAAAAGCGACUCAUAAAGAUCCAAACAUCACGUUGGUUGAUAAAGGUGUCGGUAAUUGGGAAAAACAUACCAAAGGAAUCGGUGCGAAGUUAUUGCUACAGAUGGGUUUUCAACCGGGAAAAGGUUUAGGAAAAGAUUUGCAAGGUAUUCAAGCACCUAUUGAAGCACAUCUGAGAAAAGGCAGAGGAGCAAUCGGUGCUUAUGGACCUGAGAAGAAAACUAAAGUAUCAAAAAUCGAGAAAUUAAAAGGUGAAGAUAUCGAUGGCGAAAAAAUGGAAAAAUCAGAAAGAACUUCGCUGUGGAGAAAGGAGGGCGUAGAAUCGAAAAAGAAAAUACGCUACGUUUAUAAAAGCGUUGAUGAAGUCAUUGAAGAAAGUAAAAAACCUGGGAAGAAAAAAAUAGAAAUCAGCGAGCUGAGUAAAGUAAAGGUAAUCGAUAUGACUGGACCUGAGCAACGAGUUCUUUCUGGAUAUCAUGCCAUAUCUGGAGUACAGAAGCCUGCAGAAGAAUGGGAAGUGAGAAAAGAUAAAAAAUUUACCAACUUUUCGAUGCCAGAAUUACAACAUAAUUUAAAUUUACUAGUCGACGUUUCAGAACAGGCUAUUAUUGAUAACGAUAAAAAAAUGAAACAAGCCGAAGAACGCCUUAAAAUUUUAGAUAAUCAGGCGAAAACUCUCAGCCAAACAUUAACUCGAGAUAAAAUGAUGAUAAAUAAUUUUCACAAGUUACUCGAUAUGGUCAAUUGUGUCGUAAAAUCAUCCAAAGACAAAACAUUAACAUUGAAACUAGCCGAAGAAAUUUUCUCUUCAAUGAAGGAGAAUCAUUUCAACGAAUUUUGUAUGUACGAAGUACCUGUGCUGGCUGUAAAUAUCGUUAGACCAUUGCUUAAGGAACAUUUAGAAAGUUGGAAACCUCUAGAAGAACCCACCAAACCAAUACCAGAAUUUUUAAAAUGGAGGACAAUUUUACAAUUGGAAGAUUCCGGUCAAACGUUAUUAAAUCCUUAUUAUAAACUAAUGUGGGAUGUUUGGGUACCUUGUGUUCGUUCUGCUGCCGAAUCGUGGCAAUGUCGUCAGUGGUCACCGAUGGUAGAUUUUAUCAUGAGUUGGGUUCCUUUUAUAUCAAAAGGGAUUUUAGAAAAUGUUUUACAAGAUAUCAUAUUAAGAAGAAUUCAACAAGAUGUAGACGAAUGGAAUCCGUUGACCGAUUGUGUUCCUAUUCAUUCGUGGAUAUAUCCUUGGAUUAGGUUUCUAGGUAAAAAUUUCGAAACCAGCGUGUAUCCGACUAUUAGACAUAAACUUUCCAAAGCUUUGAUUAGUUGGCAUCCGUCAGAUGGAUCAGCGAGAUUGAUGUUGCAGCCAUGGAUGAGUGUUUUCGAACCCGGAGAAAUGAAUGCAUUUUUGGUAAAUAACAUCGUACCAAAAUUACGAAGCGUUUUACUUGAAUUCGUUAUCAAUCCGCACCAGCAAUGUUUAGAUAAUUGGAAAUGGGUAAUGGAAUGGGCUGGAAUGAUUUCUCCUCACACGAUGGCUCAGUUAUUGGAUCAAAGCUUCUUUCCUAAAUGGUUACAAACUCUUAAUGCUUGGUUACAUAUGAAUCCUGAUAAUGAUCAAGUUAACCAGUGGCUUACCGGCUGGAAGAACCAAAUACCCGAUGAAAUCAAAACUCAACCAAUUGUCAACGAUCAUAUCAGAUCAGCAAUGAACAUGAUAAGUCUUUCUCGAGGUGGACCAGCGGUCUUAGUCGAAGAACGUAAAUCAAGGAUACCAAAUCCGAAGGAUUCUAUCGAAGACCUGAACAGAUUGUCACAACUUCAUUUAUCAAUGAAGGAUCGAAUACAAAUGAGAUGUGAGGAAAAAGGAGUCCUCUGGAUACCAGUUCCUAAUCGUUACAUGGAAGCUAAACAAGUUUAUAAAUGUGGUAAAUUACACGCGUAUAUCGAUGGAAAUAUUGUGUUCGUCAGUCAAGGUGGAGGAUCAUUUACACCUAUGUCUUGGCAAGAAAUGUUGGAAAAUGCUGUUUAAUUUGACUUAUUUGAAAAACUACAUCGACCACGUUACGCAACUGAAUUUGUAUUUAUUUUUUAUAUGUACUCGUAUUGUAAUACUGUACUUUGUGAUGUGUACGUCAAAGUCUUGCUUGUAAGUUGUAUGUAUGUCGGGUAUUAAACAUUUUAUACUAUCA